Messenger RNA from Pseudozyma flocculosa PF-1, 957 nucleotides. RefSeq lists its product as uncharacterized. The record is from RefSeq and is a predicted model, not a curated record. The transcript is spliced from 2 exons. The coding region runs from base 1 to 957 and encodes 318 amino acids. Gene Ontology annotation, cellular component: nucleus; cytosol. Lineage: Eukaryota; Fungi; Basidiomycota; Ustilaginomycetes; Ustilaginales; Ustilaginaceae.
AUGCCUGCCCCCAAGAAGCGCCAGAUCUCGAUCGCCGUGCUCGUCGCCGACACGCCGGUCCAGCCGGUUCUCGACCGGAGGGGAGACUACACGAAGAUCUACCCCGCCUUUCUGCAGUCGUCGCUCAACACGAUCAAGCGCCACGCAUGGCAGGACAGCGUGAGCCUGCACGUCCGUUGCUACGACGUGGUGACGGCGCAAGAGUACCCGGACCAGGGCCAGCUGUCGGACGGCCUGUGGGACGCCAUCGUCGUCACUGGGUCGGCGCACUCUGCCUACUCGACCGACGAGUGGGCGGGCAAGCUGGCCUCGUUCCUGCGCGACACUGCCGAAAAGCACCCGCUGGUGCGCCUGGUGGGCAUCUGCUACGGGCACCAGAUCAUCGCGCGCGCCUUUGACGGCAAGGUCGAGCUCAACUCGAAGGGAUGGGAGUUUGGCACGACGGCGUGCGACGUCACCGAGGUCGGCCGCGAGCUGCUGGGUUACGGCGAGGGCGAGAAGCUCAACAUCCAGCAGGUCCACCGCGACCAUGUCACGGUGCUCCCGUCGUUCCAGGGCCACGAGUUCCUCAACCUCGCCUCGACCGACAUCUCGGCGGUGCAGGGCAUGGCCCACCGCUACCCGACCGAGGCGCCGCCGCUGCCCUCUUCGGCGGCCACCUCGGCCUACCUCGCCUUUGACAUCAGCGACGAGGGCACCUCGUCGUCGGGCCCGUCGCCGCUGCGCUCCUGCCAGAUCCUCACGUUCCAGGGCCACCCCGAGUUCGACGCCGAGAUCGUCGAGCUCGUCCUCCAGGUCCGCACCGAGAAGGGCGUCAUCGACCGCCAGUCGUCGGAAAAGUUUCUCGAAAACGCCCACAAGCCCCACGACGGGCUGCGCAUCGGCAGGCUCAUCUGGUCGAUGCUCGGCGUCGAAGAGGCCCGGACCGACCAGGGAGACGAGAUGGUCGCCGUCUAG